Cucurbita moschata (crookneck pumpkin) is the source of this 982-nucleotide messenger RNA. RefSeq lists its product as uncharacterized. The transcript has a single exon. NCBI's taxonomy places the organism in Eukaryota, Viridiplantae, Streptophyta, Magnoliopsida, Cucurbitales, Cucurbitaceae. The coding region runs from base 98 to 700 and encodes 200 amino acids. The record is from RefSeq and is a predicted model, not a curated record.
UUUGCCAAACUCAAUAGCCAAACACGGCUAAUUAGGAAGAAUUAGAGCAAAAAGCUCAAGAUUCUCCUUUCCUCUUUCUCUCUCUACUGUGACGAAAAUGGCGGCAACUUCUCGAAGAUCGAACGGAUCAGUUCUCCGAUCGUUCUCACCGUCUGAAAGAUUCUACGGUUACCGGAAUUCAUCUCCGUCGGCGUUCGCGUCGUCGACUUCCAGUUUCUCCUCUGGAUCGGCAACUUCCUUUUUCUGCAGAUCGACUUCGCCGUCGCGUGUGAAGGUUCACGGUUCGUCUUCAGUUUCCGUGCCGUCGGUGCGGUUUUAUGUUGACCGUGCGAUAUCUCCGAACAGAUCUGUGUCUGUUUCUUCUCGUGGCGGUGGGAAGAAUCAAGUGGUGAAGAGGCAGAACAGUUCGAAGAGGACGUGUAUGUGUUCUCCUACAACUCACCCUGGCUCGUUCCGGUGUAGCCUCCAUAAAGGUAUUAUUUCGCAACCGCACGCGCCGUACUUGCCGAGUAGGUUGAAUGCUCGUAGAUCGGCUAUGACGAAUUCUCUGGUUAGAAUCGGAGGUGUUGAAGGCGAUCUUGUGAAGCGAGCUUUAGCGGCUUUGAUUCGGCCUUCUUCUCAUCAACAACGGCGCAGAGGCGAUUUUAAGCCAAAGAGUAGCCGGCUCUCGAUUAUGUCCAAGGCCGUAGAAACAUUAUAAUGAUUUCGGUAUGUUGAAAUUGGAAACAACUCUGUGAUUAGUAACUACCUGAUCUCCGAGUUUCCGGAGAUGAACUUCUCCUGAUCUCAGAUGGCGGUGGCGGGAACGGUAUCAAGUUCCGACGAAUCAUACGGACCUACGUUCUGGACGGUACUAUCUUUUCCUCUUCGGAGACCGUGACGGACAUUAUUCAUCACUAAGAACUCUGGAAAUCACCUUUGUACAAAUUAAUAUGUUAUACAGAAUAUGAAUUUGUUUGUGUUCGUCGACAAUCGGCGCUCA